AUGACCACAUUUACGAUCCGCCCUGUGGCUGAGGAGCCCGUGACGGCAAGCCCACCGGACAGCGACUACCCCUACAAUGCGAAGCAGCCCUUUAAUGCGGACGAAGAAGCGCUGGCUGCGUUAGGAUACAAGUCUGAAUUCAAGAGAGAGUUUUCGCUCUUCGCCACGUGCGCGGUGAGCUUUGCGAUUCUAGGGCUGCUUCCGAGUUUUGCGUCGACACUAUUUUUCAGCAUGGGAUAUGCGGGUACCGCAGGCAUGGCUUGGGGGUGGCCAGUAGCGAUGAUUGGCAUUCAGUGCGUGGCUAUGAGCAUGGCGGAGCUGUGUAGCAGAAUGUACUAUGCUGCUGCCGUGCUGGCGCCUCCAGCAUGGGCACCGUUUGCAUCAUGGCGGCGAGUAUCACCAACCAACCUCCACACUUUCCUGCUUGCAUCCUGCAUCAUGAUCAUCCACGGCCUCAUCUCAUCGAUGCCAACGCGGUGGCUGGCCCAAUUCAACUCUGCAGGCUCGACUUUCAACUUCCUCGCCGUUCGCGGCCUCUCGCGCUUCACUCCCUCUAGCGAAGUCUGGGGCACCAUCCACCAGGGUACUUCGUUCCCGCCGGGCAUCUGCGUGCUCAUGUCGUUUAUCGGCGUCAUCUGGACCAUGUCCGGCUACAGCGCGCCCAUCCACCUCUCGGAAGAAUGCUCAAACGCAAGCGUUGCUGCGCCCCGCGCCAUCCUCGCUACUUCGACUAUCGGCGGCAUUCUAGGCUGGGCCCUCCAGCUCGUUGUCGCUUACACCGUCGUCGAUAUCCCCGCUGUAAUUGCGUCCCCGCUCGGCCAGCCAUUCGCCGCCUGUCUGAUGCAGUGCAUGACGCAGAAGAUGGCCCUGUGCAUCCUCGCGCUGACAGUCAUCGCGGGUUUCACUAUGGGCCAGGGUUGCAUGCUUGCGGCGAGCAGAGUCACGUUUGCGUAUCCGCGUGAUGAUGUCUUUCCUGGAAGUGACAUCUGGAAGGCGGUUAACCCGUAUACCAAAACCCCCGUCAAUGCCGUCUGGGGAAAUGCUUUUAUUGGUAUUUGUCUUCUAACCCUUAUUUUCGGGGGCGAUCUGGCUGUUGGCGCGUUGUUUUCGAUUGGAGGUAUUGCUGCUUCUUUUGCUGUUCCCAUUUCCAUUCGCGUUCUCUUCGUCGGAGACCGCUUCAGACCUGGUCCGUGGAACCUAGGCAAGUACUCUAUCGCUUGCGGUACUGUUGCCUGCUCUUUUGUUGCUCUUAUGAUCCCGGUUCUCUGCUUCCCCAGUGUCACUGGCCCGCAAUUGACCGCUAAAACUAUGAACUGGACAUCUCUUUGCUACGGCGGCCCGAUGUUCAUCAUCAUUUGUUGGUGGUUCAUCUCUGCGCACAAGUGGUUCACGGGUCCCAAGGUAAAUGUUGAGCAUAUGAUGAUGGGCCGCGAUGUCAUCGUAGUAGAUGACCAGGAAGUGGCAAGUGUUAGUGUUAGUGAUGCUACCAAUGUCUCUUCGGAUAAGAUUGUCAAAUCAUGA
Messenger RNA from Bipolaris maydis ATCC 48331, 1521 nucleotides. Its product is annotated as amino acid permease-domain-containing protein. The record is from RefSeq and is a predicted model, not a curated record. Gene Ontology annotation, molecular function: transmembrane transporter activity. Gene Ontology annotation, cellular component: membrane. Gene Ontology annotation, biological process: transmembrane transport. NCBI's taxonomy places the organism in Eukaryota, Fungi, Ascomycota, Dothideomycetes, Pleosporales, Pleosporaceae.